CUGCCACCAGUGAAGCAGCAUGUGGUCAGCCAGGUGCAGGAGCAGGCUGAGGCCAUGCUUGGCAUGUCCAUGACAUUUACUCUCUUCGAGUGGGUCAAGGAAAAUGUCACAGACCUCAUGGAGCAACAGACUUUGGCCCCUGUGAUGGCGGAGGUCACCGAGGAGGUGGAGGAGCUCAGUAUAACACAGGACGGUCCUGGUCGGAAGGAGAAACGGGAGCAGCUAUCGAAGCAGCAGAAGCGGCGCGCCUGGGACCGCGCGCAGGCCGGCGGCGCCGGCGAGCGCGCGCGCGGCUGGGAUUGGGUCGACAUCAUCCGCCACCUCUCGCAGACGGCGCCCAGUUAGCGCCGGCCCGGCUAGAGACUGGCUUCGACCAGUAUUGUCUCAGUCCUGAGCUGUUGACGAGUCAGGACCAGGGGCGGUUUUACGGGCUAUUGACAGACGGCCCCCAGCAGACUCCAGCGGUGCCCGGACACCAUCUGUGGCUGGUCACGACGGUCAACAGCGCCACUCCGCUAAUGUCUUGGUGAACGUGUGCCGCUUGGGUUGGAAUGGGGGCGUGGGGUGGCGAGCUAGGAGAACGCUCACCAACCACAAAUCUAGAUUAUCAUGCGCUGAUGCGGUGGGGGUCGGCCUGCAUGGGGUCGCUGUGGAGGGCGCCGGGCACAACUCAGCCGGGAGAACGGAUGGAUGGGAAUGCCCCAUGCUUCCAGAGCAGCGGGGGGCUUGUUGGUGUCCUGUCUUGCAUCCAUAUGUGCUUGCAGAGUCCGUAGAGUUCUGUGAAACUUGAGUUUGGUAUUGUAUGGGGAUUGUCCGCGGGCCUUGUACUUCAGCGCAGGAACGUGGUGCCCUCGGGCGAGCUCGCUGUUGAUGGUGUUGUUAUAGGACGAUAUUGAUGCUUUGUACAACUGACAACACUGUUUUGCUGUUUGAUGCCAGGAAUACAAAAUAAUGCUAUUU
Messenger RNA from Pollicipes pollicipes, 960 nucleotides. Its product is annotated as RWD domain-containing protein 4. NCBI's taxonomy places the organism in Eukaryota, Metazoa, Arthropoda, Thecostraca, Pollicipedomorpha, Pollicipedidae. The record is from RefSeq and is a predicted model, not a curated record.